UACAAGCUCGAAUAUUUUGCACGCAACGAUUGGCCUGCUUCAUGGAUCACAAAAGCUAAGGGUAUCCUUUGCAAACACUGGGAGGAAUACUACAAGCCCGAUACCUCUAAUGUUGCAGCAUCUAUGUCUCCACCGGCACCAAACAAGGAUCUUUUUGCAGAGAUCGACAACUUCAGCACAUCUGAGCCUUCUGAUGCCCUCGAAGCAUAUCUAUCGUCACCCCCACUGCCGAAGGUUGGAGAUCCCAUCAUGUACUGGCAAAGCCAACUUACUGGGGGUGAUCCACUUGCAAGGAUGGGGCUAGACUUCUUGUCGGCCCCUGCAUCAUUUGUCGAUGUUGAACGGGCAUUUUCCCAGAGUGGUCUUACAGUGUCAAAGCAGCGCCAUGCACUCUCUGAUGAGUCUGUCCGUGCAUCCACAGUCUUUGGCUCA
This is a messenger RNA of Phanerochaete carnosa HHB-10118-sp, 432 nucleotides long. RefSeq lists its product as uncharacterized. Lineage: Eukaryota; Fungi; Basidiomycota; Agaricomycetes; Polyporales; Phanerochaetaceae. The record is from RefSeq and is a predicted model, not a curated record. Gene Ontology annotation, molecular function: protein dimerization activity. The transcript has 2 exons. The annotation marks the transcript as partial.